Messenger RNA from Drosophila busckii, 1108 nucleotides. RefSeq names its product protein MEMO1. The transcript has 6 exons. NCBI's taxonomy places the organism in Eukaryota, Metazoa, Arthropoda, Insecta, Diptera, Drosophilidae. The coding region runs from base 122 to 1009 and encodes 295 amino acids. The record is from RefSeq and is a predicted model, not a curated record.
GAUUGCACACAGUGCACUUGUGUGCGUGGUUCACAACUUUGCAUAGAGAAAAUAUAGACAAGAGCAUCAAGUGUUGGUGCAAAAAGUAAUAUUUAGCUGGCUAUAAACUAAUUCUUAAAUCAUGUCAACCAGGAGAGCGACACAUGCAGGCAGCUGGUAUGCAGAUUCAGGUUCGGAUCUCUCUAGGCAAUUGGAUCGUUGGCUGUCUGCAGCAGAUUUAUCGCAUGGACCAGCACGUGCUAUCAUUGCGCCACAUGCUGGCUAUGCGUACUGUGGCUGCUGCAGCGCAUUCGCCUAUCGCCAAAUAAGCCCAGUUGUUGUAAAGCGUAUAUUUGUAUUGGGCCCUUCGCAUCAUGUACGUCUGCGUGGUUGUGCGCUAUCGGUUGCGAAAAAGUGUAAAACGCCUUUGUAUGAUCUCAAAAUAGACUCGGAUAUGAAUGCUGAGCUGGAGAAGACCGGCCAAUUCAGUUGGAUGGACAUGAAAACGGAUGAGGAUGAGCACUCCAUUGAAAUGCAUUUACCCUACAUAGCAAAAGUGAUGGAGGAUUUUAAGGAUCAAUUUACUAUAGUGCCUAUCUUAGUGGGUUCUCUGAAUCCGGAGCAGGAGGCGCAAUAUGGCAGUCUGCUUGCGCCAUACUUUAUGGAUCCCACGAAUCUAUUUGUGAUAUCUUCAGAUUUUUGCCAUUGGGGCUCACGCUUUAACUUUACCUACUACGAUCGCUCCUGUGGUCCCAUACACAAGUGUAUCGAGCAGCUGGACAAGCAGGGCAUGGACAUAAUAGAAACCUUGAAUCCUGCUGACUUUACUGCGUAUCUGCGUAAAUAUAGUAAUACAAUAUGUGGUCGCCAUCCCAUUGGCGUGAUGUUGGGUGCUGUCAAAGCACUACAGGAUCAAGGCUUUAAGAAUAUGAGCUUUAAAUUUCUCAAGUAUGCGCAGAGCAGCCAGUGCCUGGAUAUGGAGGACUCCAGCGUUAGCUAUGCCUCCGGUUCACUCAUAAUGGAGAAUUAAUAAAUUGUAUAAAGAGUAUUUUUUAUUAGAGCUGAAAUUGCAGAAUGGUUUAAAUUUAAAACAAAGGAAAUGAAUAAAGUCGUUUGGAAUUCCAUUUAA